Messenger RNA from Bufo bufo (common toad), 1496 nucleotides. RefSeq names its product C-C motif chemokine receptor 10 (gene CCR10). The record is from RefSeq and is a predicted model, not a curated record. The coding region runs from base 4 to 1086 and encodes 360 amino acids. Gene Ontology annotation, biological process: G protein-coupled receptor signaling pathway; chemotaxis; immune response. The transcript has 2 exons. NCBI's taxonomy places the organism in Eukaryota, Metazoa, Chordata, Amphibia, Anura, Bufonidae. Gene Ontology annotation, cellular component: membrane. Gene Ontology annotation, molecular function: C-C chemokine receptor activity.
ACAAUGAAGCCUGAUGAGCUACAUGAGGAGGCUUUACAAUACUACACAACAGAUUACUAUGUGUCUUCUGAGUAUGACAGUCAAAUUCCAGAGGUUUGUGAUGUGAGCAGCAUACAGGAAUUCAGCAAAGUCUUUCAACCAUGUGUACAAAGCCUUGUGUUUCUGAUAGGUAUGUCUGGCAAUACUUUGGUUCUUUUGACAUACAGAUUUGUCAAGAGAAUAAAGUGCAUGACUGAUAUCCAUUUGAUUAACCUGGCAGUGGCUGACCUUCUUCUACUCUUGACAUUUCCCUUUAUGUCUGCCAGCGCAGUUAAAGGUUGGGUGUUCGGGACCCAUACGUGCAAAGUGGUACAGGGCGUGUAUGCCAUCAAUUUCUUCAGCGGAUUCUUGUUCCUGACCUGUAUAAGUGUGGACAGGUGCAUUGAAAUUACCCGGGCAAUCAAGGCCUUUACUAUGCGUCAAAGAUCCAUUUACUGCAGCAAGAUAAUCACCCUGUUUCUUUGGUUGGCAUCUGUUUUACUCAGUCUUCCAGAAUUGAUUUACAGUGAAUCCAAACUACAUGAUGGACUGUAUAUAUGUAAGAUGGUAUUCCCAGAAGAUAUCACCAGUACGGUCAAGAGCAUGAGCAAUUUUCUUCAGAUAAUUCUUGGCUUUGUAUUACCUUUCUUGGUAAUGGCUGUUUGUUACUCCAUUAUUAUCAUAACCCUACUAACUGGCAGAAACUUUAGAAAGCACAAGGCUCUCAAGGUUAUAAUCUCUGUUGUGUUGGCCUUCGUGAUAUUUCAACUCCCUUACACACUGGUCAUGUUCAUGGAAACCACAGACUUUCUAGGAAGUCGUCAGAUGCCCUGUAAUGCAAGAAAGAUGAAAGAUAUUGCCAUCAUCAUUACCAGCAACCUUGCCUUCAUAAGAUGCUGCCUUAAUCCAAUCAUCUAUGCAUUUGUUGGGGUGAAUUUCAGGAACGACAUCCUUCUUCUGCUGAAGAAUUUUGGUUGCAUCUCUACCACCUCCUAUGCUCAGCGCUGUGGAUCAAGCAGAGAUACCCGCACUUCACUAAUGAUGGACACCAACAGCUUUACUUUGUAGAUGCAAUCCAUCUGAAUCCUUCUGAGGAGAAGAAAUUUGGGGCCACAAAUAAGACAUAGUUUUACUUUAGAAAAUACAGUACUUGUAUGAAACAGGACACUUGAGCCCUUGAAAGUUAGGUUGUGUUAAAAUGUCACGUUAAACUUUAGCAUUACCGGUAUAUAAUGGUAGUUUUCUGCAACAUAUGUUGGUAAUUAGCCACAGUAAAAAAUGCACCACACAGUAGCCUACUGUAUAGGAAAGCAAAGUCUUCUGCACACUCCUACGCAGUAAACAAAAAUAAAGGCCAAAAGGACACUCCUAUGGCCUCCACCAGGUAAAUGUGGGCCUAUGGCCAUAACACAUAAGUCAUAAGCUCUUACAAGCACAACCCUCAUUUCUUUUGUUUGAAUUGUUAAAUAGUCUGUUAC